This is a messenger RNA of Poecilia latipinna (sailfin molly), 4165 nucleotides long. RefSeq names its product STE20-like kinase a (gene slka). The transcript has 19 exons. NCBI's taxonomy places the organism in Eukaryota, Metazoa, Chordata, Actinopteri, Cyprinodontiformes, Poeciliidae. Gene Ontology annotation, biological process: protein phosphorylation. The record is from RefSeq and is a predicted model, not a curated record. Gene Ontology annotation, molecular function: protein serine/threonine kinase activity; ATP binding. The coding region runs from base 470 to 4027 and encodes 1185 amino acids.
ACGUUAGCUUGAUGCUAGUGCGCUAACUUCAGUGUGGUCAGCCAACCGAAGCAUGAGGUCCGUGUUGUGUCCAUUUUAUCUCGUUGGCGUUACACGGUAAACAUGUCUCGAGGGUGAAGGUAUGGUCGGUAUUUUGAGUUUUUCUUCGAUUUCAGUCUGUAUGAAACGGAAACGCUUCCGUUCGAGAACGACGAAGUCUUCUGUCCGUAUCCCUCACCUCCUUCGCUAGCGUCCUGUGUCGGCUUCUAUCUAUGAUGUGAUUGUGAAUAACUAUCGUCGAGGGAAGUUAUAAUUGACAUUAUCACAGCUGAAUGGCUGUAGCACCGGCCUGUCACUGUUUGUUUCACGCCCGCUUGCUCUUAUUCCGAUAGCCGUUUGAGUUCAGCGACGGGAGGGACCGUUUUGCUGGCGGAUUGAGAGAAGAGACCGCAUCCACAGCACUUUAGUUCAACGUCUGAAAAACAACAAGAUGUCUUUCUUCAAUUUUCGGAAGAUAUUCAAGCUGGGGCCGGAUAAAAAGAAGAAGCAGUACGAACAUGUACACAGAGACGUAAAUCCGGAGGAAAUUUGGGAAAUAAUCGGUGAGCUGGGAGAUGGCGCUUUUGGGAAAGUGUACAAGGCUCAAAACAAGCAGAACGGGACCCUUGCCGCUGCUAAGGUGAUUGACACAAAGACGGAAGAUGAAUUGGAGGAUUACAUGGUGGAGAUCGACAUUCUGGCCUCCUGCAACCACCACCACAUUGUCAAACUGCUAGACGCUUUCUACUUUGAAGGCAAACUUUGGAUUCUGAUUGAGUUCUGUGCUGGCGGUGCGGUCGAUGCCAUCAUGCUGGAACUCGAGAGACCCCUGACUGAGCCCCAGAUCCGGGUGGUGUGUAAGCAGACGCUGGAGGCCUUGACGUACCUUCACGAGAACAAGGUCAUCCACAGAGACCUGAAAGCUGGAAACAUCCUCCUCUCCCUGGACGGAGAAGUAAAACUUGCUGAUUUCGGUGUGUCGGCUAAAAAUACCAACACAUUACAGAGAAGAGAUUCUUUCAUCGGCACUCCGUAUUGGAUGGCUCCAGAGGUUGUGAUGUGUGAAACUUCCAAAGAUCGUCCGUAUGACUACAAGGCCGAUAUCUGGUCCCUGGGGGUGACCCUCAUAGAGCUGGCACAGGUCGAGCCGCCCAACCAUGAGAUGAAUCCCAUGAGGGUGCUGCUGAAAAUAGCCAAGUCUGAACCGCCCACUCUGAUGCACCCCUCUCGCUGGUCGCCAGAAUUCAACGACUUCCUGCGAAGAUCGCUGGACAAAAAUGUGGACAAUAGGUGGAAUUCAACACAGCUACUGCAGCAUCCUUUUGUGACCAGCGUGACUGACAGCAGACCUCUUAGAGAGCUUAUAGCCGAAGCCAAAGCUGAGGUCACAGAAGAGAUCGAAGAUAGCAAAGAAGAGGAAGAGGAGGAGGAACCUGAUACUCCUGCGGCAGUUCCUGGGCACAAAAGAGCACCAUCAGAUGUCAGCAUGGCCAGUUCAGAGGAAGACAAAGUGCCAUCUACUCCCUCCAACCUGGAAUCUGUUACAGAAAAAACUGAAGCUGAGCCUGUGGAAGACCGGAGCAGCGAUAAACUCUCGGACGAAGGACUCGGAACAAGCGAAGUGGACAAGACGGAGGACGAGAAGCUCAAUGAAGUUUCUGCCAGCAGCGAGGACCUGACCCCUGCACCAACGGAGACGAGCAAAGACCUGGAUUCUGCAAAGGUUCAACUAGUUGUUGAUCAAACUGAAGAGAUCUCUGGUGAGGCGGCAGUGUCAAAGCCAGAUGAAGUUGUCGAUUCCCAAAAACCUCCCUCAGAAGUUGAAGAAGCUGAGGAACUGAAGGAGAUAUCGGAGAAAAUGGUCAUGGAGGAGGAAACUAUCCAAGACAAAAUGAAGCUAGAUGAAGAUAAACAGCAGCCAGGUGAAGGCGGUGCUGCAGAUUCAGUUGAAUCACAAGAAAUCCCUGAAGGUACAACAGCAGAUGAAGUAGCAGUGGGUGAGGAAGAAAGCAAAGAUUUAAAGGAGGAGAUCACCGAACACAUGAAAGUGACAGAAGACGGAAUCAAAAACAUCACCGAUGAGACUGUUGAAAAUGUUGAUGCUGAUAAUUCACAGUCAACUUUAGUAGACACAAAAAUAAAUGGAGACAUGGACAGCAAGUCUAGUGUAGAGGAGUCUUCCACUGAGGCUGUUUUAGAAAACAGAAGCACAGAAAAUCAAUCAGAGGAGACAAAAGACGAAGUCCCCGAAGAGUCCGAGCCGCCAAAACAAGAAAAUGAGAGCAAAGUGGAGGAAGAACUCGAGGAACGAGCGCCAAGUGAAUCUAAUCAAGUCAGCGACGACGUCAAAGUCACGUCAGAAGUUUCUGAAGUUAUCUCUCAGGAUGUCUCGGUUAAGGAAGAUGGAGAAAAGGGUACUCAGGCAGAUGAGGUCACCUCACAAGACGGCGUCUCUGUCCAGGAGAGUGAAACCGACUCAGAAAGCAGGAUGGAGCAGGGAAGCCCUGCUGUGACCAAGUCAGACGUGGAGAAGGACUCUGACUCAGGAAGCAGCUCUGCUGCCGAUAGCAACAGCCUCGACCUUAAUCUGUCCAUCUCCAGCUUCCUGUCCAAGAGCAAAGAAGGAGGCUCUAUAUCUAUGCAGGAGUCAAAACGUCAGAAGAAGACUCUGAAGAAGACCCGGAAGUUCUUGGUAGAUGGUGUGGAGGUCAGCGUGACAACGUCAAAGAUAGUGACGGAUAACGACGCCAAAAGUGAGGAGAUGAGGUUCCUGAGGCGGCAAGAGCUGAGAGAGCUUCGCCUCCUUCAGAAAGAGGAGCAAAGGGCCCAGCAGGAGCUGAGCAACAAGCUGCAGCAGCAGAGAGAACAAAUCUACCGGCGCUUUGAACAGGAAACUACUGCAAAGAAACGUCAGUAUGACCAAGAGGUGGAGAACCUUGAGAAGAAGCAGAAGCAGACGAUCGAGCGGCUGGAACAGGAUCACACCAGCCGGCUCCGAGACGAAGCCAAGCGCAUCAAAGCGGACCAGGACAAAGAGCUGUCCAAGUUCCAGAACAUGCUGAAGAACAGGAAGAAGGAGGCCGUUCAGGAGGUCGGACAGUCACCCAAACACAUGAGAAAAGAGCUCAUGAAACGCAUAAAAGAGGACCUGGCGCUCCUCCAGACUGCAGAGGAGCAGGAGUUCCUGCAGAAGCAGCAGCAGGAGCUGGACGGCGCUCUGAAGAAAAUCAUCCAGCAGCACAAACUAGAAAUAGCCACCAUCGAGAGGGACUGCCUCAACCACAAACAGCAGCUGCUCAGAGCACGAGAGGCAGCGAUGUGGGAGCUGGAGGAGCGCCACCUGCAGGAGAAGCACCAGCUGCUCAAGCAGCAGCUGAAAGACCAGUACUUCAUGCAGAGACAUCAGCUGCUGAAGCGACAUGAAAAAGAAAUGGAGCAGAUGCAGCGCUACAACCAGCGGUUGAUAGAGGAGCUGAAGAACAAACAGAAUCAAGAGAGGGUCCGCCUGCCCAAAAUCCAACGCAGCGACGCAAAGACCCGCAUGGCCAUGUUCAAGAAGAGCCUCCGCAUCACCGUCGUCGCGGCCAUGACGCCAGACCAAGAGAGGGAACGCAUAAAGCAGUUUGCCGCGCAGGAGGAGAAGAGGCAGAAGAACGAGAGACUCCAUCAGCACCAGAAACACGAGAACCAGAUGAGGGAUCUGCAGCUGCAGUGCGACUCCAACAUCCGCGAGCUGCAGCAGCUGCAGAACGAGAAAUGCCACCUGCUUAUUGAACACGAGACCCAAAAGCUGAAGGAGCUGGACGAGGAGCACAGCCAGGAGAUAAAAGACUGGAGAGAGAAGCUGAGACCUAGGAAGAAGGCGCUGGAGGAGGAAUUCACGCGGAAGCUCCAGGAGCAAGAAGUCUUCUUCAAGAUGAGCGGGGAAUCCGAAUGCCUUAACCCCACCACCCAAAGCCGGGUGUCCAAAUUCUACCCCAUCCCAAACCUGCAGAACUCGGGUUUAUAGCCUCAUGUUUAUGUUCCUCAAAGUAAACUCCAGUCAAACUUUUAUCUCUCCCCCACCCUGUAUCCCCGAUGGGAGUUUUUUUUGUUGUUGUUGUUGUUGUUCUUUUUGUCUCUGAUAAACAUUGAAAUGUAAUUUGUG